This is a messenger RNA of Spea bombifrons (plains spadefoot toad), 1542 nucleotides long. It is a transcript of the gene EIF4A3, whose product is annotated as eukaryotic translation initiation factor 4A3. The coding region runs from base 92 to 1339 and encodes 415 amino acids. The transcript has 12 exons. Gene Ontology annotation, cellular component: catalytic step 2 spliceosome; nucleolus. Lineage: Eukaryota; Metazoa; Chordata; Amphibia; Anura; Pelobatidae. Gene Ontology annotation, molecular function: mRNA binding; ATP binding; RNA helicase activity. The record is from RefSeq and is a predicted model, not a curated record.
UCCGCUUUGCAGUGGCUUCUGGGUAGCAAGCUGGUUCGGCGUGCGGCGCGUAUUCUCGUCUUCGAGUCCGUUUGCACCGGGUGGAAGUAAAAUGGCGGCCGCAGCAGCUGUUGGCCCCGCGGGGUUGUCUACCGGGUCUAACCGUAAGCGCCUAAUGCGGGAAGAAGACAUGACCAAAGUGGAGUUCGAGACCAGCGAGGAGGUGGAUGUGACCCCCACUUUCGACACGAUGGGGCUCAGGGAGGAUCUGCUCAGAGGCAUAUACGCUUAUGGGUUUGAGAAGCCUUCCGCCAUUCAGCAGAGAGCAAUUAAGCAGAUCAUUAAGGGGAGAGAUGUGAUUGCACAGUCACAGUCUGGUACUGGCAAAACGGCAACAUUUUGUGUGUCUGUUCUUCAAUGUUUGGACAUUCAGGUUCGUGAAACACAAGCUUUAAUUUUGGCUCCAACCAGAGAAUUGGCAGGCCAGAUUCAGAAGGUUCUCCUUGCCUUGGGUGACUACAUGAAUGUGCAGUGCCACGCGUGUAUUGGGGGGACCAAUGUAGGAGAAGAUAUUCGCAAACUGGAUUAUGGUCAGCAUGUUGUUGCUGGAACACCUGGCCGUGUCUUUGAUAUGAUCCGACGCAGAAGUUUGAGGACGCGUGCCAUUAAGAUGCUAGUUUUGGAUGAAGCAGAUGAGAUGCUUAAUAAAGGAUUUAAAGAGCAAAUUUAUGAUGUGUACAGAUAUCUGCCACCUGCCACCCAAGUUUGCCUGAUCAGUGCUACCCUGCCACAUGAGAUCCUGGAAAUGACAAAUAAAUUCAUGACUGAUCCCAUCCGUAUCCUGGUGAAACGUGAUGAGUUGACAUUGGAAGGAAUUAAGCAAUUUUUUGUGGCUGUGGAGAGAGAAGAAUGGAAGUUUGAUACCUUGUGCGACUUAUAUGACACGCUGACCAUUACACAAGCGGUCAUCUUCUGCAACACCAAAAGAAAGGUUGACUGGUUGACAGAGAAAAUGAGAGAGGCCAACUUUACGGUGUCUUCAAUGCAUGGUGAUAUGCCUCAGAAGGAGAGAGAGUCAAUUAUGAAAGAGUUCCGAUCCGGAGCCAGCCGAGUACUUAUUUCAACUGAUGUAUGGGCAAGAGGUUUGGAUGUUCCUCAGGUAUCUCUGAUCAUCAACUAUGAUCUACCAAACAACAGAGAAUUGUACAUUCACAGAAUUGGUCGUUCAGGUCGAUAUGGAAGGAAAGGUGUUGCCAUUAACUUUGUGAAAAAUGAUGACAUUCGUAUCUUGAGAGAUAUUGAGCAGUACUACUCUACCCAGAUUGAUGAAAUGCCCAUGAACGUUGCUGAUUUGAUUUGAAGAAAUGGAUAGAAUGCCGUUUACAGGAAAGGAACUGCAAAGUGAAGAUUUCACGACAGCGUUUUAUUUUGGGACUGGUUUCAAUAGCAGAGCAAGUUUUAAUUAUUUAACUGUUACUAGAUUCAGCAUACAUACAAUUGGUAACCACUGUAAAUACUUUUGGUGACACCCUCCCCUUUUCCAAUAAAAAGAAAAAAACACAA